Messenger RNA from Drosophila persimilis, 515 nucleotides. RefSeq lists its product as uncharacterized. The transcript has 4 exons. The record is from RefSeq and is a predicted model, not a curated record. Bases 1 to 474 code for a protein of 157 amino acids. Lineage: Eukaryota; Metazoa; Arthropoda; Insecta; Diptera; Drosophilidae.
AUGCUGAAGUUUCUUUGUGCACUCUUGGUGGUUGGCCGAACUUUAAGCAAGGAGCAUAGGCUAUCCUUUGACGGUCAGUGUCCGAAAUUUAUGCCCCUACCCAAUGAGCUUUCCAAAGAGACGGCGUUCACUGGAAGUUGGUUUCUGUACGCAGUUCACCCAAACUAUCUCCAAGAAAAGUGCGUAAAACGUACUUUUCAGGGCUAUAGCAUUUGGUCGCAGUUUGGCAUAACAGAUAACGAUAAUUUCAUAGUGCAAUAUUAUUGCUAUCAGGAUAAAAAUCGGUCCAACAAACUUCAGCAUAUGAGAUCAAUCAGCAUUUUUGUCAAGGAACGUGAGCCCACGGCGGAAACCAUAGCAUCGAUUUCGAAUGCACUGAAGAGGAAUUUUAAGUUCCCGCUGAGACUACUCAACUACACCGAUAAUUCUUUUUGUACAGAAUUCGAGUAUAUAGACGCACAAUACAGAGUUUGAACCUUGGAGGGCUGUGCAAAAAUAAACCUUAAGUAAAACUA